This is a messenger RNA of Parasteatoda tepidariorum (common house spider), 2013 nucleotides long. Its product is annotated as MBT domain-containing protein 1. NCBI's taxonomy places the organism in Eukaryota, Metazoa, Arthropoda, Arachnida, Araneae, Theridiidae. Gene Ontology annotation, biological process: negative regulation of DNA-templated transcription. Gene Ontology annotation, molecular function: chromatin binding. The record is from RefSeq and is a predicted model, not a curated record. Gene Ontology annotation, cellular component: nucleus.
AUUUGCGCUCCAAUUUAGGUUUCUGUUUGGUGUACUUAAGCAUGUUUAUGUAAACAUUAUCAAAUAUUUUUUUUUAUUGUCUUUAUAUAAUUAAUCACUUCCUCGUUUUAGUCAUCUCUAUAUUGUGAGAUAUCUAAGACGUGUACAAUUUUUACAUUUCUGUUUGUUAUUCGUUUUUAAGAAAGAAAAUUCUUUUAACGGAAAUUUUAAAGACGUAUGUUUAAAUUGUUUAUUUACUAUUGUCCUCAGAAAAAGAAUUACUUAUGAUCGAGCAGCAACGUAUAAAGUGUCCGGGUUCUUUUAACUGGAGACCAUUGAUAAGAAAACCAGAAUUUUCUGCAGCUCCUGUUUCAUGUUUCAAACAUGUUGCUCUUUCCAAUUGUUGGGAUCGGAUAGUCGCUGGAGUAAUGGUGGAAGUUAGAAGCCCUGACUGCAAAACUUGCUGCACGACUACACCUUGCUCUUAUUGGAUAGCAUCAGUUGUUAAAGUGUCUGGCUAUUGGGGCCUGUUACGCUAUGUAGGUGCAGAGGACUUUACUGUAAGAUACAACCACUUACGUGAUAAAUGGGUUAACCUAUGUACGCAUCCUCAUAUUCAUCCCAUUGGCUGGUGUGCAAAACACAGAAAACCUCUUGUGCCCCCAAAAAGUCUUGAAAACUUAGUUGACUCUUGGUCAAGUUACUUGUUAAAGAAAAUGGUGGGUGCCAAAACAAUACCUUCUGAUUUCGCUUUUAAGAUUGAAGAAAACAUGCAUAAUACUCUUAAAAAAGGAAUGAAGUUGGAAGUUGUUGAUAAAAAUUUGAUAUCUGCUGUUAGGUCUGCUGAAGUGACCGAAGUAGUGGGUGGAAGAUUACAUGUUAAAUAUACAGAAAGUGAUAAUCUUGAUGAAGGAUUUUGGUGCCAUGAACGAUCUCCUUUAAUACAUCCUGUUGGCUGGGCCCAAAUCAUUGGUCAUGACUUGAAAGCUCGACCAGAAUAUGCCCGAAAAUCACUAAAGAAAACCUUGUAUCGCACUUUUAAACCUGACGAUGCUACCUGGGAUAUGUUUCUCCCGGUGUACAAUCCAUCCAAAAAGUUAUACUUCAAAAAGGGAAUGAAAUUAGAAGCCAUUGAUCCAUUAAAUCUUUCUACCAUUUGUGUGGCAACAGUUACUAAAGUUUUGAGGAACAACUAUUUGAUGAUUGGUAUUGAUGGAAUGAUGGCUGCUAAUGGAUCUGACUGUUUUUGUUAUCAUGCAUCUUCACCUAGUAUUUUUCCUGUUGGAUUCUGUGAGUCGAAUGAAAUAGAACUUACUCCUCCAAGAGGGUACAAAGGAGAAUUUAUAUGGUCUGAGUAUUUGAAGAAAACUAAAUCAGAUGCUGCUCCAGUAGAACUCUUUCAUAGACCUUUGCCUAAUCAUGGUUUCAAAGCUGGAAUGUAUUUGGAAGCUGUUGAUCUCAUGGAACCUCGAUUGAUAUGUGUUGCUUAUGUGACACAGGUUGUAGGCCGUCUUCUAAGGGUUCAUUUUGAAGGUUGGGAAGAUGACUAUGACCAAUGGUGUGACUGUGAGAGCCCAGACUUGUUUCCCAUUGGUUGGUGUGAAAUUUUAAACUACAAGCUUGAACCCCCUCGGACGGAUGGUACUGAAGAAAAAAAGAAAAAGAAGAAGAAAACUUUGACAAAAAAGAAGAGGAGAAAAUUUCGAUCUAAAAAAAGUGCUGAUGACUCUCCACCUAUGCCUAAGUUAAAACAGCUUGAAACUCCUCCUGAAAUUGUAAAAAGACCUUCAAGAAGUGCAAGACCCUUAAUUAAUCUGGAAGAAUAUACUUCAGAAUCUGAUGAGUAGUUUGUAGCUUCCAAGGUUGAAAAGUGCUUUAUAAUGUUUCAUCUUCUCAUGUUCAGCUGAAUAUCUCAUUUAUGUUUAAGCAUCUUCAAUUGUAAAUAUGUGUUUUACUGUACAUUUUAAUAAAUUAUGAAAAACUUUUUUAAGAUGUAAAUAAGAAAAGUUUUAAAUAAAAUGUAUAUUGUUGUAA